Molecule: messenger RNA, 1334 nt
Organism: Acanthopagrus latus (yellowfin seabream)
Lineage: Eukaryota; Metazoa; Chordata; Actinopteri; Spariformes; Sparidae
Product: odorant receptor 131-2-like
Exons: 1
Coding region: 184-1143 (319 amino acids)
Biological process (GO): G protein-coupled receptor signaling pathway
Cellular component (GO): membrane
Molecular function (GO): G protein-coupled receptor activity
Source: RefSeq, a predicted model, not a curated record
CUUACAGUGGGGUCACUCCCAUGAAGUCUCCAUACAGAAACAGACAUCUGUCUUCUUAAAGAGUACCACAACACUAUUGCAGGGCAACAGUGUUUUUGUCAUGAGAAUCACAUAUGCUUUUGAUGGAUGAUGAUUUAACACUUUGCCGCUCCUCAACAACUUGUGAAUGUGCCUAAAAAAGUGAUGGAGGACAACAGCUCAUGGGUUGGUGGUGAGGUGAGACAGAUCAAUGAUCGGGUGAUUUCUGUGCAGCUCCUGGUCACGAUGUUUCUUGGCAUCAACUUUUUGCUUAUCUUAACCUUUUUCAAGAAGAAGUCCUUCUACACAAUAGCACGCUACAUCUUAUUUGCUGUUACACUACUGUCUGAUAGCUUGAUAUUACUUAUAUCUAAUAUUCUGUACCUCUUGGCCUAUUUUAAUUUUACCAUACAAGUUUGGUUAUGCAUAAUUAUUUCUACAGUGCUGAUUCUGUAUUCGAUGGUCACACCAGUUACUCUGACAGCAAUGACCUUGGAGCGAUAUGUUGCCAUUUGCAUGCCUCUGCGCCAUGCAGAGCUGUGCUCCCAACGCAUCCAUGUGCAUUGCAUCCUCAUCAUUCAUGGCCUCAGCUCUUUGCCAUGCAUUGUUGUCUUAUCCUUUUUCUUUGCGUCAGCCUCUCUGAGCUUGUACAAACAACACAGGAUAUGUGCUAUGCAGAUGUAUAUUUUGCAUAGAUGGCAGGGUCAUAUCAGGUCAACUGUACAACAGUUUUACUUUUUCAUUAUGGUUAUCAUCAUUGUAUUCUGUUAUGUUGAAAUAAUGAAAGUAGCCAAAACGGCAUCUGGACAUGAUAAAAAGUCAUCACAGAAAGGUCUCAGAACAGUGAUUCUUCAUGGUUUCCAGCUGCUGCUCUGUCUCAUCCAGCUAUGGACCCCUUUCAUAGAGAUCUAUGUAUACCAGAUUAAUGUAUUUUUUGAUGUAAGGUUCUUUAACUAUGUAUUGUUUUAUCUUACUCCAAAAUGUCUGAGUCCUCUGAUAUAUGGGCUCAGGGAUGAUCAGUUUUUUCAUGCACUGAAAAGCUAUGCCUUCUUAGACUUGUAUAAAAGAAAUAUAUUUCGAGGUAGACUACUUGUUGUAACAGAAAAAAUGCACAAGGCGCCGUAAAAAUAGUGACUCACUAUGGUUGCAAUUCACUUUAACAUUAGAAUUUAAAGAAAGUUUUGGUUCAAACUGAUUUACUGUAACAAGCUCUACUAAUAAAAAAAAAAAUCAAGUUGUGACAGUUGUGAUGUUACAUAUGUGUUGUAUGCUUCCUAUAAGAAGACAAUGGUCUUUUUCUGCCUUUUUAGACAAGG